This is a messenger RNA of Brienomyrus brachyistius, 12336 nucleotides long. RefSeq names its product dual specificity tyrosine-phosphorylation-regulated kinase 1B-like. Gene Ontology annotation, molecular function: protein serine/threonine/tyrosine kinase activity; transcription coactivator activity; protein serine/threonine kinase activity. Gene Ontology annotation, biological process: protein autophosphorylation; positive regulation of DNA-templated transcription; peptidyl-threonine phosphorylation. The transcript is spliced from 19 exons. The record is from RefSeq and is a predicted model, not a curated record. The coding region runs from base 894 to 3404 and encodes 836 amino acids. Gene Ontology annotation, cellular component: nucleus. NCBI's taxonomy places the organism in Eukaryota, Metazoa, Chordata, Actinopteri, Osteoglossiformes, Mormyridae.
CGUGUGUAUAUAUAUAUAUAUAUAUUUACAUAGGUGCGUAUAUAUAUAUAUACACACGCACCAAUUCUAAUAAGCACUGCUACUAUUUUUAGGGAGAGGGAUGGGGUAAAUGUUGCAAGUUGGAAAUUGAGACCCCCUCCCAGCCCAAUAACACUUCCAGGUUUAGCUCCUUUUUCCUAGUCAGCUGUUGGACUUUCCGGAACCAAUUGGGGGUCCAGUUGUUUUUUCCCAGCUACAUGCCUCCCUUUCCUACAGCUUGAGUGGAACUAUAUAUUUUUAAGUAAAUCCCUUAGAUAUCUUGAAACAGUGAUGCAUGAAGUAAUGCCUGUGAUGAUGACUAAAGCAACCAAAUAAUUUCACACACAAAUAAAUAUAGUCAUGUAUAUCUUAUAGACAAAUAUAUAAUAUAAAUACAAAAUAUAACAUAGUUUAGCAUAAUAUAUUUUUGUCUAAGCGUUGUUGCCUGAAACCCUAUUUUAUUGCCUUAGAUAUAAUUAAAGAACAAUAAAGGGAUUACCCAGGACAGAAGGGGGCCUGUUUUGGAAACAGCUUUUUGGUGCCUUCUUAUUGGCUUCUUCUGUCUGUUGCUUCAGGAUUGUGUUACUCAUCAAGAAAUAUUUUUUUUCUGUGGGGAAAAUCAGAACUAAACCUAUAUUCCUGCCUUUUCACUGACAUUUGAUUAGUCACUGGAUGUAUAUCAAGUCACAGAAUAUAUGAAGAUUGCUGGCAAGGAUUAUCAUUAUAUGGUUGAAACAAAACUGCUUCUGUGAUUUUUUUUUUUUUUUUUUUUUUUUUUUUUUUUUUCCUUUCUCUUUUUUUGUGGAACCCACAGCCAGUAGUUUUUAUUUUACCUGAUAUUUGGGACGCCACAACCCAAAACACAAGAGUUUCCGAUGGUGAUCACUUCAACUGUGGAAGAGAAGCCACAGCCUUCCAGCAGGAUGGUUGCAAAUUUACCUGCCGAGUCCUGGAUCGGCAACCCAGAUCAGAAUCUGUAUCUGCCACAGUCACACCUGCUCCGGAAGCCAUCACGAAGUGGAAGCAGCUCAGGAUGCAAGCCCCACUCCUCCUCCCUCUGCCAGCCUGCAGCCUUGGGCUUCUCCCCCGCUGAGCCAACCAUGUCGAGCCAGCACAGCCACCCCUCCUUUAGCAACAUCCACUCCAUGGCCGAACAGCAGCAGGUGCUGUCAGACAUGACCAUUCUGCAGAGGAGGAUCCCCCCAAGCUUCCGAGAUCCAGCUAGUGCACCACUGCGAAAACUGUCGGUUGAUCUCAUCAAGACAUAUAAGCACAUCAAUGAGGUGUAUUAUACAAAGAAAAAGCGACGUGCCCAGCAGGUUCCCCCUGAGGAUUCCAGCACUAAAAAGGAGCGCAAGGUGUACAAUGAUGGUUAUGAUGAUGACAAUUAUGACUACAUUGUCAAGAAUGGGGAGAAGUGGUUGGACCGUUACGAGAUUGACUCACUCAUUGGCAAGGGCUCCUUUGGACAGGUGGUAAAAGCCUAUGACCACCAUGAGCAAGAGUGGGUAGCCAUCAAGAUCAUCAAAAACAAAAAAGCCUUCCUGAACCAAGCUCAGAUUGAGCUGCGCUUGCUGGAGCUCAUGAACAAACAUGACACGGAGAUGAAGUACUACAUUGUGCACCUGAAGAGACACUUCAUGUUUCGGAACCACCUUUGCCUGGUGUUUGAGCUUCUGUCCUACAAUCUGUACGACCUCCUGCGCAACACCAAUUUCCGUGGUGUUUCGCUCAAUCUGACGCGCAAGUUUGCUCAGCAGUUGUGCACAGCCUUGUUGUUCUUGGCCACACCAGAGCUUAGCAUCAUACACUGCGAUCUAAAGCCUGAGAACAUCCUCCUCUGCAAUCCUAAAAGGAGUGCCAUCAAAAUUGUGGAUUUUGGAAGCUCCUGCCAGCUGGGUCAACGGAUCUACCAGUACAUCCAAAGUAGGUUCUACCGAUCUCCGGAGGUACUGCUUGGCAUGCCUUAUGAUCUGGCCAUUGACAUGUGGUCCCUGGGCUGCAUUCUGGUUGAGAUGCACACAGGGGAGCCUCUCUUCAGUGGUUCCAAUGAGGUGGAUCAGAUGAAUAAAAUAGUUGAGGUGUUGGGUGUCCCCCCCAACCACAUGCUAGACCAGGCCCCCAAAGCACGGAAAUAUUUUGACAAGCUGUCUGACGGCCUCUGGACCGUCAAGAAGAACAAGGACAUAAAGAAGGUACUUUAUCCUUCGGCUUGCGAGUAUAAGCCCCCUGCCACAAGACGGCUCCAUGAGAUUCUUGGGGUGGAAACAGGGGGGCCAGGGGGCCGGCGGGCCGGAGAGCAGGGCCACGCACCCUGCGACUACCUGAAGUUCAAAGACCUGAUCCUCCGCAUGCUGGACUAUGACCCUAAGACCCGCAUCACACCCUUCUAUGCUCUGCAGCACAAUUUCUUCAAGAAGACCACUGACGAGGGCACGAACACCAGCAGCUCCACCUCUACUAGCCCCGCCAUGGACCACAGCCACUCCACCUCCACUACAAGCUCAGUGUCCAGCUCCGGUGGGUCUAGCGGUUCUUCCAAUGACAACAGAAAUUACCGGUACAGCAACCGGUACUACAACAGUGCAGUCACUCAUACUGACUAUGAAAUGCAGAGUCCACAGGCUCCAUCUCAGCAGCAGCUGCGCAUCUGGCCCGGAGGAGAGGGGGGUCCUCUGUCCAACAGUGGAGACCCCCCUUACCCCCAACUGCUGCUGCACAAGCCAGCUGCAAGCCAGCACUCCCGCCACUUCCUGUCUGGGGUUGGGGUCGGCAUGGGAGGCAUGAUGGAGCCGCACCAUCCCCAUCCCAUCUACGGGAGCCACCACAGCAAUGGCCGGCAGCUCCGUCAGCAGCAGCAGCAGCAGCAGAACCAGCCACAGAACCAGUCGCAGCCCUGCCAGUCGGCACAGUCACUGAUGCCUGUCUCCUCCCCACAGAUGCAGGACAGCAUUGAGCUGAGCCUCAGCCACCACCAUCACCUGGGUCAGUCUUCCAUCAUGCCACCCCAGAGCUUGGACUCUCAAUACGGCUCCUCCAAUCUCCACCUGGGCCUUUCUGCUUUUCGGACUAGGACAGUCAUGGCCCCUCAGCCCCCACCCCCACCACCCCCCACGGCCUCUCAGCAACAGUUGGCCCAGCCUCCUCCCUCUCAGGACAGCAUGGUAGCUGCCUCUGGGCUUGGGUACAUUCCCCCAUGUUACCCUGGCAGUAACAACAAUAACAACCCACCCCAGGGAAGUGUUGGGGUGGGAGGCAGCAUGUUAACCGGGGGUCCUCCACCCAGGGGAAUAGGUGGUGGGGGACGACCCGAUUCCGAGGAGUCGGCCAUGAUGAGUGUGUGUGGUAGUGGUGGAGGGGGUGGUCCCAAUGCGGCCAACUCUUGAUAAAUCUUGAACAAAUUCCAAAAGCCAUACAAUUUUAAUGAAACAUAAUGAAAAUACACGCAGACAAAUACACCCACAAACACAAAAAGAUGGUCAAACAUACAGAGCCCAAUAUACAGACAAAGUUGUGAAAUAUCAAAGGAAGUUUUUGUUUUGCAUGUGAGAUUCAGAGGGUGGUGAAAGGGUUCUUGGAAAAUAUGGUUCUUUUUCAGUUUUCCAUUUCUUUUAUUGAAGCAGAGAAAGGGGGUUUACACAGGUGGCAUCAAAAGUUUCAGAAAGUAUGUUUUUAUUAUUAUUAUUCAAUUUUAUGUGAUUUCAGGACAGGAUCGCAGCGAGAUUUGUUUUUGGGUUGUUUUUGGAAUAUGGAAACCAUGAAGGGAGAGGUAUAGUUUAAGAAUUGGAACAGGUUGUGAAGAAUGAAUGGAGAGAAGUGUGAUUAAUACCCCUGCGCUAUAUUUUAUGUCAGUUUUUUUUUCUGAAUUCUAGGCGUAAAUUGUAAAUUGUUAAUUUAUUAAAAUUCACUACACGAGGAGGGAAAAUGUGGGAGAGAACAGAAAUAAGCGCAGGGUUUGGUUUUCGUGGGUUAUUUAUUUAACAAUUCAUGUAAUUUAUUUUUCUUUCCUAAAGUGGGGACGUGUAUCCACACACAUAUGCACACACAGAAAAAAUAUUUCCCCUCACUCUGGUAAUUCUCCCCCUUACACACACACACACACACACACACACAUACAUACACACACAGGUUUUGUUACCAUUUUCCUUUCUCUUUGUCUUUUUUUCAACUGGUUUACAUACUAACUGAAUAAAUUAAAUGACAAAUGUCAGUACAAUGGGGGGCACACCAAAAAAGAUGCUAUUUCAAGAAUAUUUGCAGAAGUUAGGAGAAGGGGUACAAUAUGACUGGGGGUUAUGAAAAACAAACCAUUUUGCUUGAAGGAAAACCAAAAUGCUUCCCUGUUUUUUUCUUUUUUCGGUUAUGUUUUUUCUUCAUCUCAACACCUGACUCAACAACAAAAAGAUACAUGAAAGAUAAACUGUGGGUUGGAUUAUCUAUGGCUAUUCUCAGCCAGAUCUCGCUCACUGUCUGUUUCUCUCAUCCCCUGUUUCUGUUAGAGUGAAGAGAAGUUGUGGAGACAGGAUUGAGCUGGAGGAGAGGGCUUAAAUAUUACAGGACAUGUUAAUGCCCCUGACUCCUCCUCACCCUCUACACUCUCUGACUUAACACCCCCUUCUCCCUCUCUUCUGUUCUCUUUUUUUUUUUUACUUUUUUUUUUAACCCCACUCCCACCUCAGAACCCCCUGUGAGUGCAGUUUGCCAUCAAGUCAAAAAAAAGAAACUUCUCUCUUGGCUGCUAUCUCCACUUUCAACCAUGUUCGGAUUGCUGCUAAAGAAAACAGAUAAAUACAUAAAUAAAAAUAAAUUAAUAAACUUUUUAACCCUCCUGCUUAAGAAAAAAAGGAAAAAAUAAGCUACUGCAUCUCAUGUAUUUAUUAAUAUUUAAAGAAAUAUUGUUUUGCUGUUUCUUGUUUUUGCAGGUAAGCUGGGCAUAAAAUAUAGUUUAUAAUAGGAAUGCAGUCUUGUUUUAAAUUAUUUGUAAACAAAACUUAAGGGGAGAAAUAAACUGGGAGGGGAAUUAAUGAUAAAGUGGCCACCAUAGUACAGUCACCGUCAAACUGCAUUCAACAAUAAUGCUUUCGGGGGAAGGGAUGGGUGUUCAUUGGUUAAACACUUGAAUCCUUCUCGGAUUUGUGAGAGUUAUUAGUCUGACUAUGGCAGAAAUCUAGGUGAGGUUCCAGUUUUGGGUCUUGCUGUUGCUGGAUAUAUUUGCAUGUGUUCCUAACUGAAGGUCUUGUGCAGCUGUAGGGAGACUUUCCCCACCCCCACAUGUCUUGGACAACUGACGGCAAGCAGUGAACAACCCUUCUGGUGUGAGUCCAUUAUAUUACGUUAGACUUGGUGAAAUUAUGGUCCUUGUGAUAAUAAUGUUACUACCAGUUGGGGGAAAAAACUUCUUGUUCGGAGAAUGGAAGUUGGUAUUGUUUUUAUGAAAUUAAUACAGCUGGAGUGCGCACCUGUUUAUUAGCAUUUAUAUUACUUCUGUUAAAGAAACGUAGCUAAAUGAGUUAAAUCGUGGUAGUAUCAGUUAAGAUGGGGGAAAUUUUAGCAAUUCUAUAGUUCAGGGUACAUGCUGAGUGUGAACAGUCAAAAGUAAUGGAGAGCAGUGACUGAAGACCAUCCAAUAUUACUAUGUCAAAGCACUACAACUUUUGUCUAAAAUGUGAAAACUAUUUUUAUAUAUAACAAGGUGGCUUGGUUUACGUGGCUACUGCUCUGAAAAGAAAUGGGACCAACUGUGUCUUUCAUCUCUCAUUAGGAGGCUUUUUUGAAUCUGGUACUCACAGUAUAUCUUAAACUCAGGAACAUUUAUGUUCUUAGGCAGUGAUUAUGGUUUUGCACACUUUGGGGAAACUUGGUAUUGGGGAUUUUCUUGUAUGUAUCAGAUUGAUUUUCGAUCCUAUAGAUAUUCCUGUAUGCCCGUGAACGACACAUUUAAGCAUCAUGACACCAGCAUGAGGAAAUGUUUUAUUGGUCAUCGAGUUGCGUUUACCAGUUUCACAGAAGUCGUCGUCCAAGGUGUUCAUCGACAAUAUUUUUUCAGGUAUUGUUACUUUCACAUAUGGUUAAAUGGGGGAAAACACUGGAUGGGACGGUCAAUGCACGGUAAGUGAUUGAAUGAAUCACAUUAUUAUUAAUAGUAUACUUAUUCACAGGAAACUUGGGAAAGAAUGUUUUACUUCUUACAGAUAAGUAAAUAUUUUGGGAGGACUUGGUAUUUUAAUGUGAAGUAGGUAUAUAAAGACUUUAGCCUUCAAUCUUAUUUAGACACUGAAUAGUGGCUGGUAUUUAUCUUCCAGCAGUUUUGGGCAGUUUGACGGCUUAGCUUGCCUAAAAAAAUGUAUACCUUUUCAAUACGUCAGAAUAACUAAUUGAACCACUUGACGUAGCUGUGUGUAUGUGUAUAUAUAAUGUAUAUGUAUGUAUGUAUGUAUAUAAAUAAGACUGAAAUUUAAGCAGCUUAUUGUACAUUUAUCAUAACAGAAAUACCUUAACGUCUACAAAGUGUUCUAAAACCUACAGCUAUAAAUAAAAUUGGCAUAUUAGUUUUCUACAUUCAGGUGAUUGUCAAGUAUAUUGUCUUUCUUACUGACAUACAAGACAAUUUCCUAAAUGCUACUACAGUCUGCAUCUAUACAUGUAAAAGCUUUCAUUUUAUUCAAUCAGCAUGACAACGAUUAAUACUGCUGUGGGCGAUAGUCCGGAGUUGAAAGUCAUCUGUUUUGGUGAGCAAUCAAUCCAUCUGACAGUAUAUUUAAGAUAGCUGUGUCGGUAGCACAAAAAUUGGAAUGUAUGGUAGUAAAACGGGCAGACGGGGACAGUUAUAUUGUUGACUUACGUCAACUAGGCGAUUCUGAUAUUCAGAUAAGUGAUAUGCAAAGCUACACCGAUUUUACAAAUUGUUGCGUUGAAUGGGGCAGAGAAUCUAUCUUUUUAUGGCCUGUCAAAUAUGUAUGAUAAAUAUAUUCGCCAUCCCAGAUAGUUCUUAACCGAUAUCAUUUAGGUUUCUUGUUAAAUCGUGAUAAGCAAGAUGUUUUCCGAAAUGGGUAUUUUUCAGGUUAGGAGACGACGCUAGUACGACAAGGUACCCACGGGCCAAAUAUUAAACAAAAAAAUGUAACCUAUGGCCUUCGACGUUUAUACAAGGUUAAACUCCGCAAUGCAUUAAAUUGCCUAAGAUGUUCAAGAAAGAAGAACACUAGGGAGUGUAAGUACUGCUAUGUAAUUUUACAAAUGCUUGGAAUAUUUCGCCGCGGGGACGGCUAUAAUCCGAUAUACCCGACAGUUUUCGAAUAAAAAACACAUUAAUUACCCAUCUUGCGUAACACUUUGUCUGAUUUGAUUUCAGACUGUUGUGCAAGUGAAAUAACAUUACAUUACUCGACAUAUGCAGCAAACACAUGCUACAGUUGCAUGCGACUCCAGAUUACUUUCUGGGAGGUGGUACGAGGGGAAACGGUAAUGCGGUGGUGAGGGCUUCGGAAGACAGAAAAAUGUCACAAUUUCUUCGACUACGUGCUAGGGUUGCUACCUCACUGCUGUAGAAUUCCUGGACACCCAUUCAUUGACCAAAAUAUUGCACAUAGCGAUACCAUUCUAAAGGUUUGUUUAGGUCUUUUUAAAAUUAUAAUGCUACAUAACAGCGUAAUAUCCCGUAUUUUGAAUACAUUGAUAACUAAUACUUACUCAAUAAUGUAAUCGCUUUUUGGAUUAGUUAUGACCUACCACGUCAUACCUUCCACCUUAUAUUUUAAAAGUAUUAGGUAAAAUAUAACAAGCAGCCUUUACGGUAUAAAGUCACCCUAGGUAAUACAACAACUACGAAUCAAUCACUGUUUUCACCAUAUAAUUCAGUUCCUAUCGCAUGUUGUGUGAUGUAAGACGUUAUUUUUUGGCUGGAUUUUUAUUUUGUAGCCGGUCAUUGUUCUCGUUUUUGCUCCAUUUAUAUUGUAGCUGUGUUUUACUAAGGAAGCUUUGAACAUGCCGACUGACUAUGCAGUGUGUGUCGUGCGUGCCUUUUCAUGAAAUUGGUUAGCUAAAGAUACAGUACAUUCCUUGAGCGUAUUUCAUUGUUUAAAAAGACAGUAUAGUUUCUUUCUAUUAAUCGGUUAUACCUCUGACUGAAUAUGAGAGCGUUAUUAACGCACACAGACGAAAGGUAAAGGUUCCGGGUCAUUCUGUGUCCCAGAAUGAAAUUCCUUUUUCCAGCAUGGACGAAUAAAAAAUCCGGGGUGGUCUCGGAAACGACACAAAAUCAACUACGAAGAAUGCGUUGGCUGCAGCUCUAUAAAGUACGCCAUAUAAAAGGUACUUGACGUCAUGUCCAAUUUUUCCAGAGAAAAUAUAUCCCCAUUAUUUUGCAUCACUUACUUUGCGUUCAGAUAAUCCUGCAAGCCAGGCUCUGAUCAUUAAAUUCCUUCCUGAAAUACUCAUCAUUCUGGGCAUCAUUGAAUCUUCGUAUCUUUGUCGCCUUAAGCCUGGUUCAUACAAUUCGUUUUUCCAGCACGGACGACCAAAAUCCGAGAUGGUCUCGGAAAAUCCAUUAGGGCAAAAACUUCUUGAACUUUUCACCUAGAGCCAGCAUCCACGCGUAAAGAUGACAGUAAUUCACACUUUCAAAUAGCGGUACUUUAACAUUUUCGCGAUUUCCAUACCGCAAAUUUUGAUGUGUACAUUGAUAGAUAGAAUAUACACUGUGCAAGGUAUUGGAGGUUGUCAGUCAAUUUAGAGAACUUGUGGAAUAGGUAAGGAUUGAACAAAAGAUAAAAAGUAGUGAUUUAAAUAUAAAAAUAAUGACAAAAAUACAUUCGUAAGGCAGCUUACAUAAGAUGCACUAAGCACAUCAAAGUCUGACCAGGGAAAUACACAGUUCUCCGAUAGUUCACUGUAGGAAGGUAUAGAAAGAAUUUACAAACUACCAUAGAAGAGUGUCUAUGCAGUAUAAUAUCUUUUGUGUUUUUUUUUUUUUUUUUUUGACAUAGGUUACGUAUAAAAAUGCCACACAGGAUAAUAAGCAAACAGCGAAGAAUUCGACUUUUUAUGGUGCUUGUGGUAAGACGUUAAUGGUGCUUUUAUUUUGAAAGAUCAUUUUGUUUUAAUCGACAUAUUACAAAAUGCCCCUGUAUGCGGAGAUAUAUGGCUGUCUGUAGAGGUAAAAUAUCGUCUGAAGGCAUGAAAGAUUAACAUGGGAAUUAUUGCCGCUUUUGUAGGCAUGAAAUGUUAAUGUGUGAAUUAUUGCCGUCUUUACGCGUGUAUUUUUUCCGUCUGUGGGUGUGAAAUAAUUCUGCCUCUAGGCGAAAAGUUUAAGAUGUUUCGAACCUAAAGGCCUUACGUAUCAUACUUCUUCAUACGCGUACUAGCGGUCGCGUUUGACGUCAUCGUGGCAGUGUACGUGCAGCUCUGGACAAACUCAUGAUCGAUUCGUUAGCGUCCGCUUUAAAUACCAACAUUUGUUCGGGCAUUGGGGUAGUUUGCAAACCCUACAGACUGUUUACAUGGUAACAAAACUGUUACAUAUAUGUAAAUGCGUGUGUAUGUGAUACUUGGUAUGUGUGCAGGGACUAUGAGAAUAAUAAUUCAUAUUGUCAUUAUUAAUAAAAACAUAAAUGAAACACGUGCUCAUGUGCACAGUAUGUGGCUUGACCGGAGAACUAUGAACGUUUCCAUGUACGCAUACGCGGAAUGGAUACGCGAGUGUCGGGCUUAUGCGGAGAAGUAUGAACUAGCAUUAUAUAGGGAUAUGACUACCAUUCAAAAAACAAUAUUGCCCACAAAACCCCCUGUUUGAGAGCUUUGAUCUACCAGCUAGCUAGCUAUACCUGUUAGGGCCCUGACGUAGACUCAGUUGAUUCGUGUUACGUCCUUGCAUUCGAAUUACAAAAAUGAUAUUCGCGUCUAGGCCUGUCAAUUACUACAUACAGCUAGUGCUCAGUAUAAAUGAGUACUCCCCCUUUGAAAAGUAAGAUUUUAAUCGAUAUCUCAAUGAACACAAUAACAAUUUCCAAUUUUCCACAAGGAGUUUUAAAGAACACUUGAUUUUUUUAACUUUUAUUUCUUUUCAUAUUUCCAUAUAAUCAAACAUUCAUCGACAUUAUUUAAAAUUACGUUAAUUUAAGGUACAAGUAAAAGAAAAAAUAUGCAAUUAAAUAAAAUAAAAUGUUGGUGCUAAAUAGUCAUACCAAAAAGGAAGUUUGUACAUUUUCCAUCUUGAAGAGGCAAAAACAUUUUUAAUAUUCUAUUAUGUAAUCUACACAUAGGAGGCUUAUUGGCCGAUAGCUGCUACGUUGCAUGGGGUCUUUUCCUUCUUUUUGUAAGACUGUAAUAAUUGCUUCUGACCAUGAUUCUAUAUGGUCUCCUGAGUUUAAUAUAUAAUUAUAUACACUGCAUAAUAUAGGACUUAGCUCAUUUACAAAUGUUUUAUAGUACUGACGGGCUUGGGGGAGGCUCCCAGGUAACAGCGUAGCCGGUGCCCCUUCUUGCCGCAGCCCAGCAAACUAGCAUCUCCGCCCCAGAUGUCUUCUCCCCGGCAGGGACCCUCUUCUGCUUCACCGUCUCACCACUGCCUGGAGGUCCACGAGGCUGGAGCAGACUUGCCGGAUGAUUUUGACGAGUAGUUCGCUCCACCUGCACCAAUCAGAUCACUUCCCAGAACCCACUUCUAUAAUAAAUCCCAGGCGAACUGAAACAUCCUGACAGCAGCAAAGAACAAAAACAACUGCUUACUAGAGUAAAACACAUUGUUAGACUUUGGACCGUCAAGUGCACUCACGGCAAUGAAUGGGCACCUGGUGUAUUCAAACAUGCUCCAUUAUAGCCCUGAAGCUGAUGAACCAGUUAUGAGAGCUCAGCCACUUUCACUGUCUAUACAGUGUCGCUACAACAGGUUUCACUACACCUACAAGGUUGGUUACUUACCCGAGGUAAACAAAACCACUCUCUUCAAGAGUCUUAAGAGCAAGCGUAUAUUUAAGCUCACUACUUACAAUGCACGUUGGGAGAGACCUCUGGCAAAUGAAGGAUUUGUGCUUGGUGAACCUAUAUACUUUGAGGCCAGCACUAAUUUUAUUGCCAAAAAUGAGCAAGUGUUUGUAAACUCUUGUUAUGCUUCACCGUCUAAGAAACCAGAGUCUAUGCCUCGAGUGGAUGUUAUUAAGAAUUUUGGGUGCAUGGUGGACAGCAAGAGGAGGAGGAGUCGGUCCAAGUUUCUCUCUUACAAAAUGAAUGCCCUGCGAUUCACAAUCGAUGCAUUUGCUUUUCCAAAUAUUUCUGCAAAGCAACUUUACCUGCAUUGUUCAAUUGCUGUUGGGAAGAAAGCUGUGACUUCAAGUGCUAAGUCAUGCAACUUCAAAAGGAAAUCUAAAAGCUGGGUGGAGCUGCAUGGGCCAGCCUCUGUGUGUUCCUGCUGUGAUUCUGUGUGUGGUGGAGAAUUUCGACCUGACACUGUGGCCCCGCCUAUAAAUACUAUGGUCACUAAUGGGCCUUGGAUGAUCUCCAGACAAGGCCAUGAUAUAGUGGUGUUCCCUGUAAAUGGGGACAAUCCUGUGGAGGCUGAGAAGGUGCCGCUACUGAAAGAUCUUUCAAAGACGACUUGGGAAGACCCCUUAGAGAAGUUGGUGGGAGAGCCUUCUGUGUGGCAGGAGAAAUAAGAAGAUGAAAUUAGUUCCUGGGAGUAGCUGGCAAAUACAGAGGAUGGUAUUCCAUUAAAUAAAAAGGACCAUCCCACCCUGGACUUCUAUGAGGAACAUUUUCAGUUCAUUAAAGUGACAGUUUUCCUCUACUCAUUGGCUUCUUAAACCAUCAAUCCAUCUUUAUUGAGCCGAGACUUAAUUUCUCAGCCUCAAACUGGGGAGAAAUUAAGUUUUGAGUAUAUUAGUUUGUGAAUGGAUGAUCUUGUAGCUCUAAUCGGAGUAGCAUAUCUAACUAUCCCUAGGAACAGUGUGUACUCUUUCUCUCCUGCUACUGUUGCUUAAUGGGACUUGGCAAUAACACCUCUGUUAAAUUAGAUUAAAGCCUAGGGAAUUGAUUUUGGGUGCCAGUACUGAAACGUUUGACUUUACACAAGAAAAUAACUAAAAAUCCCAUGGACAGGCAGGUGUAUAGAGGACAUCCCUGGACUGUUUUCUCAUUUUAAACUUGGGGAUGUCUUCCUCUCUCCACCCCCAUAACCCUGCUGAGGUUAGCCUGAAAUGAAUACUCUGAAAGGUAGUAAAAUAGUGAGAAGAAUUGCCUCCUUCAUCUAAACCGAAUGGUACGCUGCUAUUAAAUUUGUGCAAUAACAGUUGGAUUGAAUUAUAAUAAAACAUUGUUUGCCAUGCU